CAAAACGCCAAGUAGUGCAGUGAUUGUUCUCCUGAGUUUGCUAUUUACAAUGUAGCGCACAGUACAUGGCUACACAGAGUGACACAUCCCACAAGAAACCACGGUCAGCGCUAUAAAAUCACCAGGAUGACAUCCUCGACGCAACUCGAAACCGCCGAACGCAAUCGCGGCGUGGUCUUCCACGUGUCGCUGCUGUACAACCUGGUGUUGCAGCACGAACAGCGACGUCCAUGGUGGAGCCGCAUCGAGCCGAGAUUGAUCCUCGGCGCGCUACCGCUGCAAAACAAGAGCCACUUGGACCAGGUCAGCUGCGUGAUCUACCGGAUAAUUCUCCACCUGGACUUAUAGUGUUUGCACGCGGGUGAAUGCAGUUGGUACAAGGCGAGGGCGUGAAGGCUAUUGUGACUAUGAACCAGCCAGUUGAACUGCUGCCAAACUUACUUUCAACUCCAGUUUCUCCAGCUGAGUGGGAAAACGCCCAGGUCACCCAGUGCUUUGGCUCGACAGGAGAUUUUACUCCGCCGACACUGGAAACACUAGAGAGGUGUGUGAGUUUUGUGCAUGAGCAGGUUGAUGUGCAACAGAAUACGACGUACGUGCACUGCAAAGCUGGCCGUGGUCGCAGCACCGUGGUAGUGGUAGCGUUCCUCGUUCAGUAUCGCGAUAUGAAAUUGGAAGAGGCCUUCGAGUUCGUGAAAAGCAAGCGCCCGCAUGUGAGCCUACAUCCGAAACAACGUCGCAUCCUGCACGAGUUUAGUAAGAAAUAUCCAUCUUCCGCCGGCGCAUCGCCUGCAAGCACAAUCACAUAGGCCAAGAUAUGUAAAACCUCUUGGAUGCUGAGUAGCUCACUCGUCUACGUGAAGCUACCUAUACCUCCAUUUCAACUGAGUCAAACGCAGACAUGUUUACACUAAUCUAAAUGUAUAGAUGCCUUCAUCGUUGGUGGGUUCUUCCCACUCGAAGCCGAAGC
This is a messenger RNA of Phytophthora nicotianae INRA-310, 970 nucleotides long. RefSeq lists its product as hypothetical. Gene Ontology annotation, molecular function: phosphatidylinositol-4,5-bisphosphate 5-phosphatase activity; protein tyrosine/serine/threonine phosphatase activity; phosphatidylglycerophosphatase activity. The record is from RefSeq and is a predicted model, not a curated record. The transcript has 4 exons. Gene Ontology annotation, biological process: protein dephosphorylation. Lineage: Eukaryota; Oomycota; Peronosporomycetes; Peronosporales; Peronosporaceae. Bases 366 to 809 code for a protein of 147 amino acids.